GAUAAGGACCACCAGUUGGCCUUCAACCUGGCCAAGAGUGUGUGCCUCCCCAAAGAUAUGGAGCACCACCAAAAGCAACUAAACACCGAACUGAAGGCCAUCCGGUCUUCGACAAAAUCGAUGAUCCUGUCCAUUCAGAAAAACAACAUCACUCACAGGAAAGUGUUAGAGCUCAGGAAAACAACAAGACAAGCCGUGGUAGAAGCCGAAGCGAAGACGGCCGAGCUAGAGGAGGCCAGAAAACAAAUGGCCGAGCUACGAGCUGAGAAUGGCCGACUGGCCGGACUGGUUAGUUCGGCCGAAGCAGAAAAGCAGAAGGCUGCCAUUGCUUUAAAGGAUAAGUAUCUGCGCGAGCUGGUGAAGCUUGAAAAGAAGAAAGAUACCGAGAUAACCCAGCUGAAGGAGAGCGCAAAAGGAGCCGAAAAGCGAGGCUUCAAGAAGGCAGAGGAUGCUUAUAUCCAGCAAUGCGAAGCCGCCAAGGAACUAUUCUUUAAGUACGGUUGGAGGGCAGCUGUUGAGAAGCUCGGUCACGAUCCACAGACCGAGGUUUUCAACCCUCCAGCCUACUUCAUACCGAACUCCCUAGUGGAGUAUGCUGAUGCCAUUCAGCAGCAAUUUCUUGAAGGCUCAGACUCUGACGAAGACUCUGCCUCUGAGGAUACUCCGGUUGUCAAUGCGGACCAGUCAGUUCGGCUGGAGCCCACGGUGGAAGACCUGACUAUUGAACUACCAGGUGAAACCGUGGUUCCGACCGAAACCACCCUUGUGACCGAGAGCGAGCUCCCGCCUGAAACCGGUCUUCGUGUUGAUGCCGAUGUUGCGUUUGAUGCCAAAAUUGAUGAUCUUUUCAACUGAUUGUCUUUUUGCUUUUUCUUUUUUGCUUUUGUAACCGGGCUAUGGCCCCUCCUUUGUAUUUGCCUGUUGAUGAAUGAAAAUUUGCUUGAACUCUUACAUCGGUUGAUCUGUACGUUUGUGCUUGUUAUGAUUUUUCCAUGAUCUUUUUAUUUUUAAUUUUUAUCUCGGUUUUGGCUGGUCAAUCUCACUAUGCUUACUAGCCAACCACUCUUUAGCCGACAUAAUUAGUUCGGCUGAGGAGUACAAAGAGUUUAAAAGCCAGCCAAUCCACUCUCCAGCCUUACACUUACUUCGGCUGAAGAGUACAAAGAGUUGGUUUACUCUAGCCAACCACUCUUCAGC
Camellia sinensis is the source of this 1197-nucleotide messenger RNA. The record is from RefSeq and is a predicted model, not a curated record. Lineage: Eukaryota; Viridiplantae; Streptophyta; Magnoliopsida; Ericales; Theaceae.